Messenger RNA from Rotaria sp. Silwood2, 1239 nucleotides. The record is from the annotation of a GenBank genome assembly. Lineage: Eukaryota; Metazoa; Rotifera; Eurotatoria; Philodinida; Philodinidae.
AUGUUUAGCAAGAUCCGUUUCCUACAUGUUGAUAGUAUUCGACUCACUCAUUGGUAUGGAGAUACGAAUCGUGAAUUACCAGCAACACUAUCUGCUCGUGACGCUUACAUAGAUGAACAAUCAGCAAAAUUUUACAUAUUAAAAAAUUUCGAGAACUCUGAAAUGCGUUACAUUCGAACGAUGGCAGAGUUUUUGGUUGACAAUGCAGAUGGACAAUCAAAGUUAAUCAGUUUUAUCGAGGAACUCGUCCGUUCGUAUCAGAGAAAUCCAAAACAAGGCUUGAAUACUUAUCGAAUCGCAUUGAAAAACUCAUACGAACCCAAAUGGUGCAUUCCAAAAGAGAUUGUAGAAGAGCAACAAGUCGAGAAGAAACAACAAGAACCAAAGAAGCCGAUUGAAAUUAGCGAGGAAGAAAUUAGAGCUCUUGCUGCUGAAGAACCGAUAGGACCAAAACCGGUGGAGAAAACAACAGAGGACACGACAAAGCAAGUCUCCAAAACGAGUCAACUGUUGCAAUUACCUUCCGAAGGAGGAGAUAGGAAUGCUCAUGGGAACUCAAAUUCAACGGAACGAAAAGUUUCAAGCGAAAAUUUCAUUUCGCAUUCGCUGAAUUCACCGAAGCCACCGAACCCUCAGCACGAGAAGUCAGAGACUGACGAAAAUACUGCAAAUCCAAAUUCAAAGCCAGCACCAGAACACUUACCGCCUCGAUCAAUGCCGGACUCGAUGCCACUACCGAGAAAUGAUUUAGCGGAAAAAGUUCAAAGCAUCGUCAUUAAGAAUCUGAAUGAUUUGGAUUUUUCACUAUUCGCAUCGACGACAAACAAAGCCAUCAGUAUUCCAAAUUUUGAUACAGAUGGUCACGCUGGUCGUGUCGGUGAACAAAUUGUUUUUCAAGUAUUGAAACGUGAAUACUCGACAGCCAAAGUGACUUGGGAGAAUGAAAUAACGGAAUCCAUGAGUCCCUAUGAUAUUUGCAUUGAACACGAGAAUGGUGAAAAAGAAUUCAUCGAAGUAAAAACAACGAGACUUCAGAACGAAAAUUCUUUCUUUGUCUCUGGUCAGGAAGUGAAAUUUUUCUUGGAUCAUCCAGAAAAUUCGAGUAUCUACCGGGUUUAUCAUGCUGACCCGAUUGAAUCUUCAACAAUCACGCAGAUCAAUCGAAUUAAAGACAAUUUAGAUACACAAAAUUUAAAGCUCGUUAUGACACUUUUUUCCAAACCAAAUCAAUCCAGUUAA